GUGCAUAGUGAUGGUAGGAGGCAGCGGCACUGAAAUCAACAGGCAUUUUCAUAUGUUAAAAUAAUUAUGGACAAAUGUGAAGGUGAAUAAAAACAUAGAUAGAUAGAUAGAUAGAUAGAUAGAUAGAUAGAUAGAUAGAUAGAUAGAUAGAUAGAUAGAUAGAUAGAUAGAUAGAUAGAGCGCUAAACCCAUCAAGUGAUGUCACAGCCUUGCUGCGCCUCCCCUGCAGUCUGCUGGACCUGAGGUUUUUGAAUAUCCCCCACCCACCCUUCGCUCAAAACUUUUUUUCCCCGGCACUGCCUUCAGUCGGAGCACCGGAGAGCGGUGGGUGUGAUGCCGUUGAGCGUGUGGUCGCCGCGCCGCCGUCGGAGCGCUCUCUCUGCGGUCGGACCACAGUAAGAAAACGCGCAGGACGGCGAGCAGCAGCACAGGAGCUCUAUGUUUAAGGACUGCACAUUGGAGAAAAGUGGCUGCCCGGAGCCCGUCAGCAUGCGGGUCCUGUUGAGCGUCCUGUACCCCGUCCUCUCCCUCACCAUCUUCGGAUUAUAUCCCUCCAUGACUAUCGGCCCGAAGGAGGGCUGGCAGGUGUACAGCUCGGCCCAGGAUGCUGAUGGGCGCUGUAUCUGCACAGUGGUGGCACCAGAACAGAGCCUGUGCUCCAGAGACGCCAAGAGCAGACAGCUCCGCCAACUCCUAGAGAAGGUGCAGAACAUGUCUCAGUCCAUUGAGGUGCUGAACCUGCGGACUCAGAGGGAUUUCCAAUAUGUCAUGAAGAUGGAAAACCAGAUGAAGGGCCUGAAAACCAAGUUCAGACAGAUUGAGGAUGACAGGAAAUCCAUCAUGGCCAGGAACUUCCAGGAGCUUAAGGACAAGAUGGACGAGCUGAAGCCGUUGAUCCCCGUGUUGGAGCAGUACAAGAUGGAUGCCGCGCUCAUCUCGCAGUUCAAGGAGGAAAUCAGGAACCUGUCGGCGGUGCUGACUGGCAUCCAGGAGGAGCUCGGGGCCUACGACUACGAUGAGCUCUAUCAGCGAGUUCUGCGACUGGACAACAGGCUCCGCAGCUGUAUGGGCAAGCUAACGUGUGGGAAAUUAAUGAAAAUCACUGGACCUGUUACAAUAAAGACAUCUGGAACCCGGUUUGGGGCAUGGAUGACUGAUCCUCUAGCAUCGACCAGAAACAACAGGGUCUGGUAUAUGGACAGUUACACCAACAGCAAAAUCGUGCGGGAGUACAAGACAACGGAUGACUUCGUGACAGGAGUGGUUUCCCGAACCUACAGCCUCCCAUUCAAAUGGGAGGGGACCAAUCACAUGGUCUACAAUGGAUCGCUUUACUACAACAAGUACCAAAGCAACAUUAUUGUCAAGUACAGCUUCGAGACAGGCAGCGUGCUGGCCCAGCGUGCUUUGGAGUUCGCCGGCUUCCACAACAUGUACCCAUACACAUGGGGGGGAUACUCCGACAUCGACGUUAUGGCUGACGAACUGGGGAUGUGGGUUGUGUACGCGACCAAUCAAAACGCUGGGAACGUUGUCAUCUCCCAGAUCGACCCCGACACCCUGCAGGUCCUGAAGACCUGGAACACGGAGUACUCCAAAAGGAAUGCAGGCGAAUCCUUCAUGAUCUGUGGGACGCUCUAUAUCACCAACUCUCACCUGUCCGGAGCAAAAGUUUACUACGCUUACUCUACCAAGACUUCGACUUACGAAUACAUAGACAUUCCCUUUCACAACCAGUACUUUCAUAUCUCCAUGCUUGACUACAACGCCAGAGAGAGAGCACUGUACGCCUGGAAUAACGGACACCAGGUAAUUUUUAAUGUCACCCUCUUCCAUGUCAUAAAAACUGAUGAUGACUCUUAAACACACGUUUCCUAUCACAACUAAAGCACCAUCAUUUGUGAUACAAGGACCUCCUAAGUAACCAUGUUUUGUCAGAAAUUGGACUAUAUAUUUACUUGCCACUACUUGAACUUUUCUGAUUUGUGGCUCUGGAUUCUUAGCUGAACUGAGCAUGGACACCGAUGACUUGAUACCUUACUGGAGAAAAAAAAAAAAAAAA
Molecule: messenger RNA, 2062 nt
Organism: Acanthopagrus latus (yellowfin seabream)
Lineage: Eukaryota; Metazoa; Chordata; Actinopteri; Spariformes; Sparidae
Gene: olfm3a
Product: olfactomedin 3a
Exons: 6
Coding region: 439-1863 (474 amino acids)
Biological process (GO): signal transduction
Source: RefSeq, a predicted model, not a curated record